Messenger RNA from Anopheles cruzii, 1875 nucleotides. RefSeq lists its product as uncharacterized. The record is from RefSeq and is a predicted model, not a curated record. The transcript has 4 exons. The coding region runs from base 1 to 1875 and encodes 624 amino acids. NCBI's taxonomy places the organism in Eukaryota, Metazoa, Arthropoda, Insecta, Diptera, Culicidae.
AUGAAUGUGCCACCGGAAUUCGGUACCUCAAUUAGACAAAACUCCCCGAAGCACGACUACCACCAGCACGAAUCGAGCAGUCAUGCUACGGAUUAUUCGCACUUUCCGGGAGUCCCGGGUACCGGUGGACAGUCGCAACAGCAACAGCAACAACAGGACUUGACCAUCGAUGGCAUUCCGAACAGCUUUCCCCAUCGCCGGUCGCGGGCUUCGCGUACGUUCAAAAAUCCACCCCAGCCGCACAUGUGCAUCAAGGAGAAGACGCUGGACGGGAAGGAAGUGUUCAUCAACGUGCUCAGCUGGACGCGGAUCGCCAAUCCGGACAACCCGGACGCUCCGAUCCCGUUGUACGGCGGCAUGAAAGUGGGCAAGAUUCCUCCUGGCAGUCCCAAGGUGCCACCUCUAGUCUAUGCUGUGAUGGCCAGUCCCGAAGUGCUGAAAAAGGCUGGGCGAAAGUGUCCCGACACACCGGAACGCAUGAAUCUGGUCGAUCUGAUGUGCGAGUUUGUGGAAGCGAUGAAUCCUUCGCUACAUCUUUCAAGGAAACCCGAAAUCCUCAAGGAUCGUGAUUUGUCGGGCGAACUGAAGGACGUGUGGAGUGCUGUACAGGCGUGCCGUGAUAAGUGUCGCUCUGACAACGGUCCACCGGAAAAUCUCGUUGUCUACACGGAAUUUGGUCCUGACAGUGCGCCCAGUUACGAUCACACCAUGCAGCAGCAACAACAGCAGCAACAGCAACAACACUUCCCACAAUACCAGCCUAACGAUUACCUCCUGAACGAACAACAGCAACAGAACCGCUUCCCAUCAUCAUCAUCAUCAUCAACCGCGCAGCAGCAGCCUAACAGCAAUAUCGCCAACCAUCAGUCACCGCUACUUUUGCAGCAUUCACAACAAAGUGCAAUUAACAACUCCAACCCCUCUGUGACCAGUAUUGAACCGAACUCAGCGAUAUCUUUCUCCAACCUGGAUAACGUCGAUGGCGGCGCGAGCAGUCUUACAACCAGCAGACCUCCGGCGGCCAUUGGUGCCCCCGUUUUGUUUCCCAGUCUCAGUAGAGACGAGGAUUUGGCGAGGGAAACCGAAGGACUGACCAUUGCAUCUUCUGGAGCUAAAACUAACGGACUAUCACUGCCCUCGGAAGCGACCGUAGGCUGCGCUUCCGCACCGAUCUCUUCCGCAACAGUGCCACAGACACUCACGUCACCAACGGCAGCCCCGAUGCCAGUAACACCAGCCAAGGAACCGAAGAGCUCUUCCGGCCACACCUUCUUUCCGAUGUUUCGCUCCUCGAAAAGCAGUAGCAGCACCAGCAGUACCAAUGGGGGUAACAGCGUUGUCAAUACUAACACCAAUAGUGCUGCAACUGGUGGCGGAGGACACGGUGCCUCCAACAGCUCAACCAACAGCCCUUCGGAGAAAGGAACAGCACCAGUAACGGUGAAUGGAGGAGGUGUCGGUGAGUCUGGUGCUAGUUCGCCUGCAAUCGAGGUCGCCGAAACGACAAAGCCGGGAGCAGCGGUGAUAGUGGCACCUCCCAAGCCGAGCAGUAAAAAGAGUGGAUUGAACUUUUUCCGACGCAACAAGUCCGGCGACAAGAAGGAACCGUCGACACCGACCAAGCAACCAACGCCCACCUCGAGCGUUACCGUUCUUCCAGCGGCCAUCGCGCCAGCAAAGGCAGCAACACCAGCUGCAACAGGAGCACCGUCCGCCCCGGACACAAAGCUGCUUUUGGGCGACGAGAGCGCCCUUGGUAUGGGCCAACGAGGGAGCGGCGGGAGCCAUCAUUCUCAACACCACCAGUACCACCUGGAAGCCGGCAGCAAUGGCGGUGAGAUAGUCGAAAGCUCGGCCACGAUUGUAGCCAAGUAG